Elgaria multicarinata webbii is the source of this 1823-nucleotide messenger RNA. RefSeq names its product par-6 family cell polarity regulator alpha (gene PARD6A). Gene Ontology annotation, molecular function: protein binding. Gene Ontology annotation, biological process: centrosome cycle; establishment or maintenance of cell polarity; regulation of cellular localization. The record is from RefSeq and is a predicted model, not a curated record. Gene Ontology annotation, cellular component: nucleus; apical plasma membrane; cell cortex. Lineage: Eukaryota; Metazoa; Chordata; Lepidosauria; Squamata; Anguidae. The transcript is spliced from 4 exons. Bases 165 to 1334 code for a protein of 389 amino acids.
GACGUCAUGGCCGGUGAGUUCUCCCUCCCUCCCUCCUCGCCGCCGCCUCCUCCUCCUCCUGCUUGCAGCGCUCGCUUGGUGGAGCAGCAGCAGCGGCAGCAGCGGGAGGCAGUGCGGGGCGGGAGGAGCGAGCCGGCCCUGCCCGCUCGCCCGCCCGGCGCAGCAUGGCCAAGCACCACCGCACCCCGGCGCGCAGCCCGGAGCCCGUCAUCGAGGUCAAGAGCAAGUUCGAUGCUGAGUUCCGCCGCUUUGCCAUGAAGCGUUCCAGCGCGGGCGGCUUUCAGGAAUUCUACCAGCUGAUCCAGAGGGUCCACCAGAUCCCCUGCUUGGACGUCCUGCUUGGCUAUACGGAUGUCCACGGUGACUUGUUGCCCAUCAACAAUGAUGACAACUACCACAAGGCACUGUCUUCUGCCAAUCCUCUGCUCCGAAUCAUUAUCCAGAAACGAGAACUACAGAUACCUGCAAUGAAGAAGGGAAAAGUGAUGGGUUUGAUUGGGACUCUACAGAGGGCUCCUUGCCAACGUCCUCUACCUCCAGCAGAAGCCGAGAGCAGCGUCUUCGCCUCCAACUCCCUGCAGCGGAAGAAGAAGGGGCUGCUGCGCCCCGUGCACCAGCGGACCAAGCCCCACCUGCUGAUCGGCAUGCCCCAGGACUUCCGGCAGAUCUCCUCCAUCAUCGACGUGGACAUUCUGCCCGAGACCCACCGGCGGGUGCGGCUGCACAAGCACGGCUCGAGCAAGCCGCUGGGCUUCUACAUCCGGGACGGGGUCAGCGUGCGCGUGGCCCCCCAGGGGGUGGAGAAGGUGCCUGGCAUCUUCAUCUCCCGCUUGGUCAAGGGAGGGCUGGCCGAGAGCACGGGGCUGCUGGCCGUCAACGACGAGAUCUUGGAGGUCAAUGGCAUCGACGUGGCGGGCAAGUCGCUGGACCAGGUCACGGACAUGAUGGUGGCCAACAGCCACAACCUCAUCAUCACCGUCAAGCCGGCCAACCAGCGCAACAACGUCAUCCGCAGCAGCAAGGCCUCGGGCAGCUCCGGGGUGUCUACGGACAGCACCCCCAGCCAGCAGACGCCCAGUCCGGCUUCCCAGUACCUGAGCAACUGCAGCACGGCGGAGGGCGAGAGUGACGAAGAGGGCGACCUGGUGAUCGAGAGCGAUUUGCCGGCCAGUUGCCCCAACGGGGGUCUCCUGGAGAGCCUGCAGCACAGCCUGUCUCUGUACAGCUCUCAGGGCUCGCUGCCCUCCCUGAACAGUCACAGUGGCAGUGGCAGCCCGAUCCGGGGCAGCCGAGCGGGGAGUCUCCGGGAGGACGGCACGGUCAUCACGCUAUAGCCCCGGGCACCGUCUGUCCCCCCCUUCCCACGCCCGUGUAUUUGAACUGCAACAUUUUUGAGGUCAGUUUGGCAGCGGCCUCGUUCCUGGGCAAUGGAGCUGAAAUACAGAGCCUGUCUGGAUUGUGAGACUUGACCCUCACUUGACGUCACUGACCCUCCCUUGUGCACUGCCUGGUAGCCACACGGCGCUCUCUGUGGCCGAGAUAGCAGACAGGAUUGGAGACACCUGGGGUGGCCCAUCUUCCCCGAGACCUUUGCAAACUGUCCCCGUUGAACCAAAGCGACGGGAGUCCAAUGUCCUUGCCCGCUCCCCCUCUACCGCCAUUUGUGUUCCAGGCAGACCGGGGCCUCCCAACCCGCGGUCCCUGCCACCGCCGACUAUCGGCCCUCAUGAAGUGUUUGGGUUUUUGUUCUUUGUUUUUAUGAUAACAUGCAUCACAGAUUAAUAUAUUGCAACAGACUAUUAAACUGUUUUCUUUUUUAGGAA